This is a messenger RNA of Sphaeroforma arctica JP610, 846 nucleotides long. RefSeq lists its product as hypothetical. The transcript has a single exon. The record is from RefSeq and is a predicted model, not a curated record. NCBI's taxonomy places the organism in Eukaryota, Ichthyosporea, Ichthyophonida. Bases 221 to 616 code for a protein of 131 amino acids.
GCUCUAACUACGCGAGGGUGCUUGGUUUCACGACGUCAGUAGUUGCAGCUUGCCCAUUGUCAGCGUGUUGCAAUGUAGAAUCGCCAAAAUAUUUUGCUGGUUUUUCGUUAUGCGGUAAGGAGUGUGAAGAAAUCGAGGACGAGAAAAUAGCUAAUCGUGUACAACAGAUAAAAUCAGAAGAAGUUUCUGGUAGUGUAUAUAUGUGCAGUGCGAGCCCGAUAUGGUUCUCAAUCUGAAUGGCGGUGCAUUCAAUUUGUACGGUGACGGUUGUCGACAGGGAGCGGUGUGUGAUUACACAUUCGGUAAUUUCUGCAGACCAAUCGGGAUAUAUAAUGCUAUUGUUGACUAUAACACAAUUAUUGUGCCAGUCUGUCCUACAUUUGCGUGCUGCAACCCUGAGAACAGUACAUUGAAUUUCGACUUCACACUUUGUGAUUUUGAUUGCGAGAGUGAUGAUGAUACGGAGGACGAUCCAACACAUUGCCUUGUAGUUGGCGUUGUACACGUCAAAAAAGGUAUGUUUGCAGUGCGAAGCCGGUAUGGUAAGGUAUCGUCCGGCCGCCCUGUACCAGUUAAGUGGGAGGUUGCGAAUAAGCUGCUGGCUAUAGUAGCGUAGACAAAAACUGUACUUCCUCCGACUUACUGCCGAACCUCAUUUCUAGCUCUCCGAUCGUUGCCACUUGCCAUAUCGAGGAAUGUUGUCACCAACCAACUGCCGUCUUUAUUGAUGGAUUUACGACAUGCUCCGGUCAGUGCUCUACUGAUGAUCCGUUGAUAGGUAUGACCUCAACUCUUUUCCCCAUAUGAAUACCCUUCUACUUCCAUAUAUAUAUAUGAUAUCACCUG